AUGGCUUCCGUAACCAGCCUCGACCAGGACAUGCGCAAAAUGCGCCUGGACCGUUACACGCCUGCUGCUGCGAACGAGAUUCGGUCAUGGAUAGAAGGGAUCUUAGGCGACCGACUUCCUGCUGGAGAUCUCAUGGAAGCCCUUAAAGAUGGUGUUGCGCUGUGCAAGCUGGUCAAUCUCGCUGUCUCUCCUGGUGUCAAGUACAAGGAAUCCUCAAUGCCCUUCGUGCAAAUGGAAAACAUCUCGCAUUUCCUCCGCGCAUGCGAAAUGCCUCCUCUAAGUCUACCCUCCCACGACCGCUUCCUAACAGUCGACCUCUACGAUGGAAAAGACCCCGCGCAAGUUCUCCAGUGCAUUGCUGCUUUCAGUCGCCGAGCAAAUGCUGUGAAUCCGGGUAAUUUUCCAGCUCCUUUGGGUGGCAAGACAAAAUCAACGAUGAGCCCACAAGGUACCGGUUCAAGCACCGGUCCCAGGUCGCCAGGCUACACAACCAAUACUCCGAGAUCGCGGGGCAUCAGUGCAGCCAGUGAAACCCCUCCCUCCUAUACCUUCAAUCCGCUCAACAAGGCUGCCUACUCUGGACGCAUUAGUCCCACGAAACAAUCAAGUCUUUCCCGCGGCGGCUUAGCCACGGGUGGGCCAACCAGCAGCUGGAGUAAGAGAGAUGAUCAGGACAAAACCGUUCCAGCAUGGAACAUUCAUCAGUAUGGUUACAUGGGUGGUGCCAGUCAAGGCAAUUUAGGUGUUGCAUUCGGUGCAAGGCGCCAAAUUACCUCUCAAGCGCCAGCUGUCCCCAGUCUAGCUGAGAAAGAGAAGCGCCUGCAGGAGAGGUUGGAACAAGAGAAGCGCGAAUUGGCUGAACGUCAGCAACGCGAGGAAGCUGAGCGAGAGGCUGCGGCUGAGCGACGGAGGCGGGAGGAAGAAGAGGCCCGACUAGAGGAAGAACGUCGAUGGGAAGAAGAGACGAGAAGACUGCGCGAGAAAGAAGAGCAGGCUCGGCAAUUCGAAGAGCAAGAACGCUUGCGCCAUGAGCGAGAAGCUGCUGAAGCAGAACAACAACGUCUUGAACGUGAGCGAGAGGCACAGAAGGCCCGCCAGAGAGAAGAUGACAUGGCUCGUGAGCGUGCGCGGCAACGAACAACCAGCGAUGCUCGCUUGAACGGACAGUUCCUGUCCCAGUACCAAGCUGGUCAUACCCAAACUGCGACUGCACAAACUCCGACGGAUGAUGCCUCCGCUGAAGCUCAGCGCAUAGCCGAGCUCGAACGUCAGCUAGCAGAACUUCGCGAGUCCCAACGUCGCGCCGCAGCUUCUCCUCCAGCACAUCCAAUGGCGCCGUCCCUACCAGCACGUCAGCCAGCCCAAACGAGUCACCAAGACGACUGGGACAGCUCCGAGCGCGACUACCUACGCAAAGAAUGGCAAACAGCCCAACUAGACCCGGAGAAUUACAACACCAAACCCUCUCGCCCUGCAGACGUCUCCGCGCGCCCACUCCCGGAUCCCUCCCAAUACGCACCGAAUACGAGCCGGACUGAACGAUUCCUUGCUUCUAAUACCGCUCCCGCACCUGCACCAGUGGCCUCCCAUCGACCACAAGACUAUAGCACCACGACUGAAGUUGACCUCGAAAAUCAACGCCGGCAAGCCUCGCAAGCCAAGACGAAGGCGGGUGGUUGGGCGUCCAGCUCGCUGCUACAGCGAGAGAUGGAGCGUGAACGCGAACGACAACGGGAAUGGGAGCAGGGACAGAAGGAGACAGAGACGCGCGCUCGAGAUGCCCAGCAGGGCAGCCAACCAGGUCAGAGCUGGGAUGUUCAUCAAUAUGGAUAUAUGGGUGGAGACAGUCAAAAUCGGGGUGGCCCUGGUUUGGGUGUGGGAGGAGCGAGAAGGCAAAUUAUUGGGCCUAGGCCGCCGCGGUGA
Messenger RNA from Cyphellophora europaea CBS 101466, 1923 nucleotides. RefSeq lists its product as uncharacterized. The transcript is spliced from 2 exons. The record is from RefSeq and is a predicted model, not a curated record. Gene Ontology annotation, molecular function: protein binding. Lineage: Eukaryota; Fungi; Ascomycota; Eurotiomycetes; Chaetothyriales; Cyphellophoraceae. The coding region runs from base 1 to 1923 and encodes 640 amino acids.